AUGCGCAACCUUCGCAAUCUUCAGUUUGGCCGCUGGAGGCAUCCCGACAUCACGUCGGCUUGCUGGGACCCUGAGAAGGACGAGCUCCUAUGUACCGUCGGGCCGACAGAGCACAGCUCGACUAUUGAGCUCCUGAGAGUCUCGGACAAGCAAGAUGUUUCUCACCAGACAGUUGCAAGCUGGGAGGCGCCGAGCCCAAACCCAGACCUGCUGGUCGAUAGGGUGAUCAGUCUCCAGUAUCUGAGUGGGACAGCGACUACAUGCCUCGUUUUAGAAGGAGGCGAUAUCAUUACGGUCCAGGAAGAUCAGUUCUCUUCAAAUGGUCCUCAUAUCGAAAUUGUAGGCUCCAUCGAUGCUGGCAUCGCAGCCGCAAAAUGGUCUCCGGAUGAGGAGUUAUUGGCCAUCGUCACCAAGGCGAACGCUCUGCUUUUCAUGGGCUCGACUUUUGACCCGGUCGCCGAAGUUGCCAUGACCGUCGAGGAUCUCAAGGCUUCAAGGCACGUAUCAGUUGGAUGGGGUAAGAAGGAAACCCAGUUCCAGGGCCGAGGAGCCAAAGCGAUGCGCGACCCUACGAUCCCCGAAAAGGUUGACAGUGGAGUUUUAAGCCCGAAUGACGAUGGCGCCAUCAACAUCAGCUGGAGGGGCGACGGAGCUUUUGUUGCCAUCAACGCAAUCCAAGAAAGUGAGGACAGCAAGCGUCGAGUAAUCAGGGUUUAUUCUCGCGAGGGCGAGCUUGACAGCGCCAGUGAGCCGGUGGAUGGGUUGGAGAGCACUUUGAGCUGGAGACCGUCUGGGAAUCUCAUCGCAGGUAUCCAGCGGUUUGAUGACCAUAUCGAUGUUGUUUUCUUUGAGAGAAAUGGCCUUCGCCAUGGCCAGUUUCGCCUUCGCUCUCCCGAAAAGCCAGUAGUAUCCAGCUCAGCCAUCCGUCUUGAGUGGAACUCCGACUCAACUGCGCUAGCUGCGAUGUUGGACGGCUUAGUCCAAAUCUGGACCACGGGGAAUUAUCACUGGUAUUUGAAGCAGGAGAUUCCAACGGAGCCCUCUACUGCCUCUGUAGUUUGGCAUUCAGAGAAAGCCCUGCGUUUCGCUAUUGUGACUACCGAGAACUUGAGCAUCGUCGAAAAGAUAUUCUAUACGGCCCGGGGCUCGUCCUGUCCGCCAUUUGAUAACGGAGCUGUUGCAGUCAUUGAUGGUGAGACUAUCAAGUUGACACCUCUCAGAGGAGCGAAUGUACCGCCCCCUAUGGCUCUUUAUGAAUUGAAGGUUGAGUCUGCUGCAGUGGAUGUGGCAUUUGGGCGAAGAAAUCAGAGUUUUGCCAUCUUACAUCGAAAAGGUGUAGAUGUUUACGACUGGCCCGAAUCGGAUGGACGAUGGAUCAAGCCGCAACUUAAAGUCAAGGUUCCAUUUGGUCCAGCAAACAUCCCAGAAGACAAUGUCGGCCUGCGAAUUUGCUGUUCCUCGGAGGGACGGUUCAAACUGAUGAGCUACCAGGAUGAUCUAGGGAAUCUGCAGCUUAGUGUCAAGGCCGAUGCUGAAGAUGCACACCUCGAUUUCCUCAAUGAAGAUCAGCUAUUUGUGAGUACAACGACUUACGAGGACGAUUCCUCUAUCGAAGGUUAUGGUCAGGACCGCACAGGGAAGAUCCACCGUCUUCUGUCGACCGGAAGCGAGCUCCUACCCGUCCAGUUCCAAACCCAGCUACCUUGGUUCGAAGUUGCCAAGGUCAGCGACUCCAUUAUUGCAUUUGGCCUGUCAAGAGGUGGCCAUCUUUACGCGAAUUCACGCCUCCUAGCCAAGAACUGUACCUCUUUUGUUGUCACACCCGACCACCUUAUCUUUACUACCAAUAAUCAUUUAGUCAAAUUUGUUCACUUGGCUGAAGAUGUCGAGGAACUAGAAGUUUGUGGAGAUGAUCCUGAAAAGGAUGAGCGGUGUCGUAACGUAGAGCGCGGCUCCCGACUUGUCACAGCCAUUCCCACUACCAUGAGCAUCGUUCUUCAGAUGCCCAGAGGCAACCUGGAAACCAUUUACCCUCGAGCUAUGGUGGUUGCUGGUAUUCGCAAUCUCAUUGAUCAGCUGAAGUACGCGGAAGCAUUUACAUACUGUCGUACUCAGCGAGUGGACAUGAAUAUUCUAUAUGAUCAUAAACCUGAACAGUUUCUUGCCAAUGUGGGCGUGUUCUUAGAUCAACUUAGGGAGGCCUCGUACAUUGACCUCUUCUUGUCCUCGCUUCGCCAGGAAGACGUUACGGAAACAAUGUAUCCUGACACCAAACGUGGCAAGAUUCAGGAGAGAACAUUCUUGAACCCCGAGCCCCAACCCUCUUCCGAGCUAGCACCAACGACCUCGAAGGUAAACACAGUCUGUGACGCUAUCCUCAAGGGUCUUCAGACCCAAACGCCAACCAGCAUUCAGAACACUAUUACCGCUCACGUCUGCAAAGACCCUCCCGCCCUGGAAGAUGCCCUGCGCUUGGUGGCUGGGCUGAUGGAAGAGGGAGAGAAGCCUGCCGAGCGCGCCGUCGAACAUGUUUGCUUCAUUGUCGACGUCAACCGCGUCUAUGACAACGCCCUAGGUCUCUAUAAUCUUGAACUUGCACUUCUGGUCGCGCAACAGUCACAGCGUGACCCAAGAGAGUAUCUUCCAUUUAUCCAGGAUCUCCAUAAACAAUCCGACUUGCGCCGCAAAUUUAUCAUCGACGACCACCUCUCCCGCCGUACAAAGGCGCUCAGCCACCUCCACGCCCUGGAUGUCUUUGAAGAACUAAGCAAUUACACAGUCAAACACAUCCUGUACCAGGAUGCCCUGAAGCUCUACCGCUACGACCAAGAUCGUCUAAGUCAAAUCACCACCCUCUACGCCGCCCACCUCGAAUCCACAUCCGCUUUCAGAGAAGCCGGCCUCGCUUACGAGUCGCUUCAAAACUACGCAAAAGCCACAAGCUGCUACCGCGCGGCCGGCGCAACAUGCUGGCAGGAGUGCCUGGUCAGCGCGCAGCUGCAGACACCGCCCAUGUCCGAGGACGCCCUGGCCGAGACCGCCACCGCCCUGGCCGACGCCCUCUGGGAAGACAAGAACUACGCCGCCGCAGCCAGCAUCCACUUAGACUACCUCUCCUCGCUGGAGCAGGCCAUCCGGUGCCUCUGCAAGGGCUACCACUUCGCCGAGGCCAUCCGCCUCGUCCUCCAAAAGUCCCGCCCGGAGCUCCUCACCACCGCCGUCGACACCGGCAUCGCCGAAGCCCUCGGCAGCACCACCGAGUUCCUCGCCGACUGCAAGGCCCAGCUCAACGCCCAGGUGCCCCGCAUCGCCGAGCUGCGCCGCAAGGCCGCCGAGGACCCCUUGGCCUUCUACGAGGGUGAGCGCGCCGGCGGCGCAGACAUCCCCGACGACGUCUCCAUCGCCGCGAGCUCCCGCGUGAGCACGAGCGCCAGCCUGUUCACGCGGUACACCGGCAAGGCCGGGAGCGUGGGCACCGCGGGUACGGGCGUCAGCCGCGCGACGAGCAAGAACCGCCGCCGGGAGGAGAAGAAGCGCGCCCGCGGCCGCAAGGGCACCGUCUACGAGGAGGAGUACCUCGUCAACAGCGUCAGGCGGCUGGUCGAGCGCGUCAUGGCCGCCAAGCCCGAGGUCGAGCGCCUCGUCUUCGCCCUGGUCCGGAGAGGGAUGGCGGAGCGCGCCCGCGCCGCCGAGGCCCUCCUGUCGGACGUGAUCGCGGCGUGCGAGCGGUCCGUGGACGAGGUGUUCCCCAAGCCACCCCCUGGCAGCGGCGAGCAGCAGGAGACACCCGAUCAGCAGGGAGAGGGGGGCGGGUUCCCCGGUGACGACUGGAAGGCUACGGGCGGGGCGGCCGUGCUGCAGGAGUUUGUGCAAAGCCAGGCCAAGCUGCAGCAGCCGCCUCUCGUGACGGCCAUGAAGAAGUUAUCGCUACUUGGAGCAUAG
Molecule: messenger RNA, 3942 nt
Organism: Clonostachys rhizophaga
Lineage: Eukaryota; Fungi; Ascomycota; Sordariomycetes; Hypocreales; Bionectriaceae
Source: the annotation of a GenBank genome assembly